Messenger RNA from Hansenula anomala, 909 nucleotides. RefSeq names its product Shr5p (gene SHR5). Gene Ontology annotation, cellular component: extrinsic component of endoplasmic reticulum membrane; endoplasmic reticulum palmitoyltransferase complex. Gene Ontology annotation, biological process: peptidyl-L-cysteine S-palmitoylation; protein targeting to membrane. The transcript has 3 exons. The record is from RefSeq and is a predicted model, not a curated record. NCBI's taxonomy places the organism in Eukaryota, Fungi, Ascomycota, Saccharomycetes, Phaffomycetales, Wickerhamomycetaceae. Bases 1 to 909 code for a protein of 302 amino acids.
AUGUUUUUCUCAACCUUUUUUUUAUUCAAAAAAUCAAACAUCGCUUUGAGCCCAAAACACUUCAAAGAGUCCAAACAGACAACGAAUGAACAGCUCCAAAGACUCCAACGACGUCUGGCAGGGUCCACCACCAUCAACCACACAGAGACUCAGCAGUCAACAGCAACAGCCACCGUCAAGUACGACACCACAAACACUCCAAUCAACAAGGGAACAGAUGCCACAAACCAAAAUGACCAUAAUGAACCACAGCAGGAUAAGCUGCUAUUCUUCAACUAUCACGAAUACAUGGUUAAUAACUACACCGACUUGAGAACUGGAUUCCAUGAUAUCCACGACCAAGCUGUUGUGAUUACACAUUUCCCCAACUAUUCUGUCCCAGAAGAUUCAGAAUUGAAUAAAGAAACAAGAAUUGUAAGGAUACCCAGAAUCUUUGGUGUUAAAGGAAUAGUGUACCCUGAAUAUUCAACAUUACUUCCAGGCAAUGAAGCUGCUGCUAUUCAAGAAUCUAUUGGUGGUGAAUCUAAUGAAAAUGAUGACUUGAUUAAAGAAUUCAUACCCAAGGGUAUAUAUGAAGGUCAACUAUUUGGUACUACAUCAAUAAGUCCAUUAAGCAAAUAUUUCGAUGAUGAUGAAUUUACAGAAUUAAUGACAACGAUCAACUCCAAAAUAAGGAAUUGUUAUUCAAGUUAUCAUUUUUGGAACAUUUUAGAAUUUCUUUUAGACAUGUUGACAUUUUGGCUUCUGAGUGAUAUCUUCAAAUUCCAGUCCAAAAGGCUACUUGAUGAGUUAGAACAAUUUAUAGUUGAAACCAACAAAGAAUUGGAACCAAGAGGUGUCAAGAUCAUUUCACCCCGGAGGACAGCUUAUCUUUCGAUUGACUUCCAGAUACCAAAACCCAAUUUAUAA